This is a messenger RNA of Vicia villosa (hairy vetch), 695 nucleotides long. RefSeq lists its product as uncharacterized. Lineage: Eukaryota; Viridiplantae; Streptophyta; Magnoliopsida; Fabales; Fabaceae. The record is from RefSeq and is a predicted model, not a curated record. The transcript has 2 exons. The coding region runs from base 127 to 576 and encodes 149 amino acids.
CCGAUUCACAAUUGUGUGUGUGGAGGUGUUAAUCCCUUGAUUGAACACAUCAAUCGUGAAUACGUUUUAACAUUCUUGCUAGGUCUGAAUGAGAGUUUCAAUUCCAUUCGAAGCCAAAUUCUUCUUAUGGAUCCUUUACCGUCUGUUCCUCGUGUGUUUUCGCUUGUAAUUCAAGAAGAGAAACAAAGGGUGAUUAAUUCCAUUGCCAGUGAUAAUACUGAAGCUUUAGCUUAUGCUGUCAAUGAUUCUCAUGGUACUAAGUCCAAGAUUGGAAAGAAGGAUAGGCCUAUAUGCUCUCACUGUGGGAUUCUUGGACACAUCAAAGACAAAUGCUUCAAGUUACAUGGAUAUCCACCUGGAUAUCGAAAAAACAAGGUUAUAUCGUCUACACCAUCUGCUGCUAAUGCUGUUAAUACAGAGAUCUUGGAUGAUGCAGCACCUUUGAACACAAAGCAAUAUCAACAACUCAUUGCUUACAUUCAAGGACAAAUGGCAAGACAAUCUACUCUUGGAGAAGCCUCUUCAUCAUGUGCUUCAGUAGGACAUUCACAAGGGGAGGGUGAUUGGCAAGGGUGAUCAAAGUCAUAACCUGUACUUCCUCAAAGUGGAGUCUACAUCAUCUUUUUGUGCUUUUAAUAAUAAACCUUUGUUAGGUGUACAAAACUGUAAUUCCGUUAGCAAUGUUUCCAUUUCAA